Molecule: messenger RNA, 1077 nt
Organism: Striga hermonthica
Lineage: Eukaryota; Viridiplantae; Streptophyta; Magnoliopsida; Lamiales; Orobanchaceae
Source: the annotation of a GenBank genome assembly
AUGGCGUAUAGGAGGAGGCAAGGAGGGAUGGGAAGAUCAUCGGAUAUGAUGUCAUUACAGGCCGUUGCUGACCACACAUCAUCAUCGUCAUCAUCAUCAUCAUCUCUAGCGGCACAAGCCAUUAUGGCCCAUCGAGGAGGUCCUACCUAUGACUAUACAUCAAUGGGAAGUUCAAAUGAGGCAGGCAGCUUUUGGGGUGUUCUUGCAAGAAAAGCAAAAGAAAUUCUUGAUGAUGAUAAUAAUAAUAAUAAUAAUAAUGUUCCAUAUCAAUCUGAGUAUCUUAACCCUACAAGAGUACAAGAUAUAAUAACAACAAACUAUUCAUUAAAGAUUGAUCAGGAUGAGAAUUGUAACAAGUCGGAUAAUCCGACUCUGCGUAAGAAACUCGACGUGCUGACAUCUUCCAUGAAUCGCAUUGGGGACACCAUUGGAAAUGCAUUGGAGGAAGGGCGCACAAUUGUUGAGAACAAGACUGCUGGUUUUAUCCAAGAAACACGCAAAAUGCAGAUAAGGAGAAAAGAAAAUUACAAUGAGGGAGGCACAGGGAAACUCUCAAUGCAAUCACCUAACAACCAUACCAGCCAGGAAGAUAUGCUUAAGGCAUCUCGAGACGUGGCAAUGGCGACUGCAGCAAAAGCAAAGCUGCUUCUACGAGAGUUGAAAACGGUUAAAGCUGACUUAGCGUUUGCAAAACAACGGUGUUCUCAAUUAGAAGAAGAGAAUAAAAUUCUUAGAGAGGCUCGUGAGAAGGGAGUUAAUCCUGCUGAUGAUGACAUGAUUCGGCUCCAGCUAGAGACGUUGUUGGCUGAGAAGGCUCGUUUGGCGCAUGAGAAUUCAGUUUAUGCACGUGAGAAUAGGUUCUUGAGGGAGAUAGUUGAAUACCAUCAGCUUACAAUGCAAGAUGUCGUUUAUUUGGAUGAAGGAAUUGAAGAGGUUACAGAAGUUUUUCCGGUUAUGUCGAGGAUACUCUCGGAAGGACCCUCUCCAACAAUGUCUCGAAAUUCGUCUACAAAUAAUCUCUCGAGAACCUCUUCUAUUGUUGAUUUGCUCUCACUCUCCACACCAAAAGCAGAAUAA